CUCAAAGCAUUUAUUCUCACAUUACACAAAAUAAAGUUCUUUUAGUGCCUGCCACUUUUUUUUUGUAUAUCAACAACAUUUUUUUCGUAGCAGUUUAGUUAAGUGGCAGCAUUUAGAAUCAGUUUGAAUCGUUACAUUGAGGUAUAACGACGAGCACAUCAUAGUGAAAUAAUAUUGAAGCAAAAAAAAUAUAAAAUGAAGUCCUUAGUCAUCGCUUUUGUAAUUUGUCUCUCCACAACUAUCGUUCAUGGUGAAGAUGUGAAGCCUGCAAAAGCAAUUGGAGUACUUGGAUUUUCCGACAAAGUCCAUGGAACCAUUACAUUCUCUCAACCAUCAUGUACGGAAGCUGUUCUCGUUCAAGUAGAACUUAAUGGACUUUCACCAGGCAAACACGGUUUCCAUAUCCAUGAAAAAGGUGACUUAUCAGGUGGAUGCGCGAGCACUGGAAGUCAUUAUAAUCCAGAUCGUUUGAAGCAUGGUGCACGUGAAGCACAAAUUCGUCACGUAGGUGAUUUAGGAAAUGUGAUUGCUGAUGAGAAUGGACGCGUCUCGACAUCAUUCUCUGAUAAUCUCAUAACACUUUAUGGUGCUCGUAGUAUUAUUGGUCGUGCUGUUGUCGUUCAUAAUGAUGAAGACGACCUUGGACUCACUGACCAUCCAGAUUCACACAAAACUGGCAAUGCUGGUGGACGUGUUGCAUGUGGAAUCGUUGGAAUCUUCGAGCCGUCAGACGGAGAAUGGCCAUGCACAAGUGGAUCAUCAUCAGCACAAAAGGGAUUAUUAUCAAUUGUGUCUAUUCUUGUUGUCGCCAUAAUUAGCCAUAAUUUUUGAAAAUCAUUUUUUGAUAUUCUUCAUGUAAAUAUGGAUAGAAAAUUUUUUUAAAAUGAUGGAUGAUUCUUGCGACUUGUGUCAUAUUGUUGAGAAUUUUUUAAUGAUACUCUAAUUUGUCUAAUAAAUAAUUUAUUUAUUUUUCAUUUUGUUACUGAA
This is a messenger RNA of Chironomus riparius, 987 nucleotides long. The record is from the annotation of a GenBank genome assembly. Lineage: Eukaryota; Metazoa; Arthropoda; Insecta; Diptera; Chironomidae.